AUGGCAGACACAUCCGACGUACAUGGUAUGAUUAAUAGGGCACUUUGGAUCCCCAUUGUAGCCUUCGUAUUCCUUUUUUGCAAGUUCGCAUACACAGGCCUGACAUGCCCAACACGACAUCUACCAGGACCAUGGUACACUCGCUUCACUCAUCUUCACCUCAAGCGAGCAGUAGUGACCGGCCAACGAGUCUUUUACAUCGACGACCUGCACCAGAAAUAUGGUCCAAUCGUGAGGCUGUCGCCAAACGAGGUCGGCAUCGCCGAUCUCCAGGGCUUCAGAGAGAUCCACAAGAUUGGUACUAAGUAUCUCAAGUCCUCGUGGUACCAACGCCUAGUGAAUUUCCCAAAAGCGGGUUCCUUCACCAUGAUUGACCCUCGCCAGCAUGGGCCCAGGAGAAAGCUCUUGUCGAGGUCGUUCAGCAGGUCGUAUCUUGUUGAGAAUUGGGAGCAGGUCGUGAGAGACAAGGCGCAUCUCGCUAUUAAGAAGAUCAAAGCGGCUGCAAGCCAGGACAAGGCGGAUGUGUUCAACUGGUGGAUGCUGCUAGCCAGUGAUAUCAGUGCUCAUCUUGCGUUUGGCGAGAGCUUUGGUAUGGUUGAGAUGGGCCAUGAAAAUCAAUUCGUCCGAGUCCUAAAGAAACUGACUAUGGGUGCGGGGAUUGCGGUUGAGAUGCCCAUCCUACGUUUGCUACGCUUUGUUCCGAUACCCGCAGUACAGGAGAUGUUCAACGCCUACGAAUUCAUUUUGAAGGGUGCUGACCGCGCAGUAACUAUAGCUAGGUCGCGCACUGGCGAAGCAAAUGUCUUCGCCAAAGUCAUUGAAGACAGUGAGAAAGAGGGUGACGGUCAUAUUGACGACAUGGACGUCCGCAUUGAAGCCAUGAACGUCAUCAUUGCCGGGACAGACACUACGGGCGUCACUCUUACUUAUCUGACUUGGGCCGUCCUCCAGCGUCCCGAGCUGCAGGCGGCUUUGGAGGCCGAGGUCGGACAGUUAAAGGAAGGAUUUACUGAGAACGAUCUCAUCGCUCUGCCACUCCUGAAUGCAGUGAUAGAAGAAACUCUUCGACUCUACGGCGCCGCUCCCAGCAGUCUCCCUCGUGUCGUACCGCAAGGAGGAGCAAAACUAGCUGGCAAAUUCGUCCCUCAGGGCGUCACCGUUUCCACACAAGCAUACACCUUCCAUCGAGACCCCAAGAUCUGGAGCUCUCCUUUAACUUUCGACCCUGAACGCUGGAUCACGACACCUUCCAAGCCAGCCGAAGCCCUCACGCCAGAUGCCAAAACGGCAUUCCACCCCUUCGGCGCCGGAUCCCGCUCUUGCAUCGGUAUCCACCUGGCGAGGAUGGAGCUGAGGUACGCGGUGGCGUUCUUCUUCCGCGAGUGCGCAGGGAUUAAGCUGUGCGAGUCGGUCACGCCAGAGAGCAUGGAGUUUGAGAAUUUCUUCUUGAUUGCUCCUAGGGCUCAUCGGUGUGAGAUUACCUUGAAGUGA
Molecule: messenger RNA, 1491 nt
Organism: Aaosphaeria arxii CBS 175.79
Lineage: Eukaryota; Fungi; Ascomycota; Dothideomycetes; Pleosporales
Product: cytochrome P450
Exons: 4
Coding region: 1-1491 (496 amino acids)
Molecular function (GO): monooxygenase activity; iron ion binding; heme binding
Source: RefSeq, a predicted model, not a curated record